Aphidius gifuensis is the source of this 1875-nucleotide messenger RNA. RefSeq lists its product as uncharacterized. Gene Ontology annotation, molecular function: protein binding. The record is from RefSeq and is a predicted model, not a curated record. Gene Ontology annotation, biological process: SCF-dependent proteasomal ubiquitin-dependent protein catabolic process. Gene Ontology annotation, cellular component: SCF ubiquitin ligase complex. The transcript has 5 exons. The coding region runs from base 130 to 1812 and encodes 560 amino acids. Lineage: Eukaryota; Metazoa; Arthropoda; Insecta; Hymenoptera; Braconidae.
AUAACGGUUAAUCGGUGAUAACUUAUAACCUAUUAAAAUUUUAAUAAAAAUUUUAAUUUUCUUCAAAUAAUAACAAAGUUGAACGAAGUUUUUUUUUUUCAUUGUCUAUUCAGUAUUUAUCCAUAAGUCAUGAUGAUGAGUGCAAAGAGGAUACGUAUUGAGAAAGAUAAACAAGUCUCUGCAAAUGAUGUUGAGGAGAAAAUGGAUCUCAUCAACUCUCUUGAUAAUGAUUCAUUAGCCCAAAUAUUCAUGCUGCUGCCAAUGUCUGAGAGGAUAACUAUGAAUGAAGUUUGUUCCAAAUGGAAAGAGGCCUGUCAACUAGCUUGGCAUGACAUUAAAAAAUACAAAUGUACCAAUACAAUUGUCCGUAAUUAUAAAAAAUGUAUCUUAACACAGUCAUACGUAGAAAAAGUAAUAUUCAAUUGUGGUAUUUAUUUAAAAGAAUUGAUUCUUUCAAAAGUUUGUGACUCAAGUAUCAUGCCAAUAAUUGCUGAAUACUGCAAAAAUCUAAGUACACUUGAAUUUGAAAUUGACGUAAAUAAAGAUGACCGUUAUACUGAUCGCUUUGUUGAAACAUUCACACAGUUGGAGCAAUUGAAAAUCGUUAAAAUACAUAUAGCUGGAGAAAGGUUUCAAUUUCAAAUGCUGAAUAGUCUUCCAAAAGAUACAAAUGAAAUUCAUUUAUUUUUUGAACUUAGUGAAUCGCAAAAACUGUCGGGUUUUAACCGACAAUUAUUUUUGUUGUUAGAAUCUUAUAGGGACCCAGUAGCACCAUCACUUUUCUCUUUGAGAAAAUUUGCCCAUCUUCGAAAGUUGACAAUACAUUCUUGCAUUAUUACCAACAUUAUGCAAGAAAUAUCUGAAAAAACAACACUUGUUUAUCUCGAUCUCCAAGAAUGUAUUUCUACCGGUGAGAUAUUUACCUUCAAUCAACUUUCAAACUUGGAACAUCUCAACAUUAAGCACAUGUCCUUUAUGGAUAGUGAAUUAUCGCAAAAUAUGUUAAAUCCAAUCAGUGAUAUUUUCAAUACAUGCAAAAAUUUAAAACAUCUUGAUGCACCAGGUAUUAAUGUUGAUCUAGCUGAAAUUAAAAUGGAAAACUGGGUAAACUUGAGAAACUUGGUAUAUUUAAAUAUUCGCUGGCAAGCUAGUGAUGCAAUAAUCAAAAAUAUCAUCAAGUAUUGCAAUAAUUUGGAAUUCAUAAAUAUUGAUAAAUUAAAUAGUGAAUCUACUAUAAAAUUAACAAAAUUAGAAAAUCUUAAUUAUUUAAAAUUUGGGGUUACAAAUUAUAUCAAUGGAGAAGUAAUGGUUGCAAUUUUAAAUAAUUGUAAAAAAAUUAAACAUCUGGUAAUUAACGGGUAUACUACAGUGGAGGCAUCAAUUUUUGAUGAUAUAUUAAAAUUGCAAUAUAUUGAAAGUUUAAAUUUGGCAUGUAUUUUGAAUAUUGGACGGAGUCGCAUCACUUCAACUGCUUAUAUUGCUUUAACGAGCUUGAAAAAUUUGAAAGAACUAAAUAUUGAAUCGAAUGAAAAUGUUGAAGAUAACUUUAUUGUCCAAUUAAGAGAAAUAAAAAGUUUAAGUUGUUCUCAAUGCAAGCAACUUACUGAUGCUGGUGUCAUUCAAUUUAUAAAAAAUAAUCCAGAUCUUGAAUUUCUUGAUAUCAGCUAUAUCACAAAUGUUACAAUUGACACGAUUAUUGCUGCAGAAGAGGUAUCUAAAAAUCGUACAAAUGAUACUUUUUUAGCUAUAAAAACUGAUGAUCCAGUUCUUAAAGAAGCUUGCAUUAAAUCUCAAUGGUUAACUUGUGAUUAGAAUGGAAUUGGAUUAUUUUUAUCCUCAGCAGGUACAUCCUGUUUUUUUUUUUACAAUUUUGCA